AUGGCAGAGGCCCUUUUGUCCAUAGGGGUUGCUAUUUCGGGUGCAGUAGCACAUGAAGCAAUCAAGAGUGCUUCUUCAGAUAUUGCAGCAGAAGUUCAACUACUAUCCGUUGUUCGUAGCAAAAUGCUAAAAAUCAAGUGUGAGUUCGAUGUUAUACAGGCCUUUAUGAGCUACACAGACGUCUGGAAGGAUAGUGAUCAACUUCUAGAGACUUGGAUAAAGCACAUUAGAGAGAUUGCUUUUGAUGUUGAAGAUAUCAUAGAUGAAUUCACUUAUCUUCUAGGACAGCAGGACCGAGAGGAAACUAAACAUAGUGGCUGCAAAGCCAGAUAUUGCUGCUGCUCAAGAGUCUUUCAGAGUUGGCAUGAUAUAGCGAACAAAUUAGAACACGUCGUAAGGAGACUUGAUCACAUGAGAGAGAUGAAGGAGCGAUAUGGUAUCAAGACCAGAGAGCGAGGCGAUUCUCUGAGAGUCGCAAUUGAAACGCGACGGAACUGGUCCGAAGAUGCCCACUCCAUCAGAAGCAGUGAGAUUGUUGGGUUCGAUGACUACAGGGAAACCUUACAGAACUGGUUGAUAGAAGAUGCAGAGAAGACUACUACAAUUAUCUCCGUUUGGGGGAUGGCUGGCCUCGGCAAGACUACUCUCGUAACAAAUGUUUACAAAAGCUCACAAAUAAAACGACACUUUGCCCGUCGGGCAUGGAUUCAUGUCUCGCAAGUAUAUGGAAUCGAAGACAUUUUGAAAAGAAUCAUAAAGGAAUUCCGUAAGGGAGAAGAGGUACAGGUACCGGAGGACAUUGAUAAGAUGAGUCAGGUUGACCUUAUUCGCGUACUCAAGGAGGAUUUAAGAGACAACAGCUACAUUGUUGUACUGGAUGACGUAUGGAGCAGGAACAUCUGCAGGGACAUAAUUGAUAGGGCGCUCAAACCCCCUAAUCGUCAAGGCAGGAUAAUUUUGACAACAAGAAAUGAAGCUGUUGCGUCUCUUGCUGACAAGAACCAUACAAUGGAGCUGAAACCAUUACCGGAAAUUCAAGCCUUGGAACUCCUCUUCAGAAAGGCUUUCCGCAGUGAUAAAGCCGGCCAAUGGCCUGAAGAACUAGUAAAUAUAUCAAAACAAAUUGUGGAGAAAUGUGAGUGCUUGCCUUUGGGCAUAGUAGCGAUUGGUAGCCUUUUAUCAGUGAGGAGCAAAGAGAAGUCAGAAUGGGAAAAAGUUGUCAACGGCCUUGACUGGGAGUUCAACACUAACCCUGAUCUUCAUCAAUGGAAGAGUGCUUUAGCCUUAAGCUACAAGGACUUGCCUAACUAUCUUAAAAACUGUUUCUUAUAUUGCUGCAUGUUUCCAAAAGACUUAGUCAUGAAGAGGAAUCGACUCAUUCGGCUACUGAUAGCUGAAGGUUUCAUUGAGGAGAGGGGAAGAAGUUACACCAGAACACUAGAUGAAUUAGCAGAGGAGAACCUAAAUGAACUAGUCAAUAAAUGUAUGCUUCAGGUCGUGGAAAGAAAUAACUUUGGCAGAAUAAAGUCAUUCAAAAUGCAUGACAUGAUGCGUGAACUGGCGCUCUCAAUCGCUGGAAAGGAGUAUUUUUGCCAUGUUUACGAACACUUUCGACGAGUUCAAGGGAAAAUCCGGCGUUUGUCCCUUCAUCAGUGUGGGCAAAACAAUGAGAUAAAAAAUGUAACUGUUCAUCCUAUCCGCUCAUUGCUUUUGUUUGACUCAGUAGAUUUGCCUCUGCAGCCAUUCAGGUUACUCAAGGUUCUCGAUUUGCAAAACUCAGGGUUUGACAGCAAGCACUUACCAGAGGCAGUCUGGGAUUUAUUCAAUUUACGACACUUGAGCUUGAGGUAUACGAAAGUUCGAACGAUUCCUAGAAAAUUGGAGCGUUUGGUCUACCUUCAAACGCUAGACCUUGCUUAUACCCGAGUGAAGAAAUUGCCAACUAGCAUAACAAAGUUGAAGUAUCUACGGAACCUGUUUGUACAUACUAUCCUUGAUCCUACAUGGAAAAGCUACAACUACUUUAGAGGAUUUCCUGCUCCAAAAGGUAUAUGGAAUAUGGAGAACUUACAGAUCCUUCAAAGCGUGGAAGCAACAAAUGAAAUAAUGAAUCACUUAGAAGACAUGGUGCAACUUCGAAGCUUUAGAAUUACAGAUGUCAAGCCGAAUCACCACCCAAAACUAUGUGCGGGUAUUAGAAAGAUGGAAAACCUUCGGAAACUGGAUAUCAUUGCUGCAACAGAAAACGAAACUGAUGAAUUGGAUCUGGAUGAACUGUCCCCACCUCAGUCUCUUAAGAAACUUGCCUUACGGGGAAGAUUGAAAGGAGGAGCUCUGCCAAAUUGGUUCUCCACCCACCAGAACUUGGCAUAUGUACAUCUGGCAUGGUGUGAGCUGAAAGACGACCCACUUCCCCUUCUUCAAACGCUGCCCAAGUUGGUGUUCCUCGCUCUUCAUAAAGCAUAUACCCUCAUGGAGCUUAACUUUCAUGAAGGCUUUCUCAAGCUCAGAGAGCUGCGCAUCGUGGACAUGUUGGAACUUGAACGCCUGAAAUUUUCAGAGAAUGCUCUGCCGAGCCUGUGCCAACUGAAUCUGGUCCGGUGUGAAAAUCUCAAAGCUGUGGACGGCAUGGAGAAACUAACCAAACUAGAAAAUGCCUUCUUGGAGGAAAUGCCAGAAAACCUAGUGCGGACGCUCAGUGAUAACCCCACAAUCCGUGUGAGGAAAGCAGCAAAACUUCACAAAACUGUAAAUUAG
Messenger RNA from Spirodela intermedia, 2757 nucleotides. Lineage: Eukaryota; Viridiplantae; Streptophyta; Magnoliopsida; Alismatales; Araceae. The record is from the annotation of a GenBank genome assembly.